UUGAGAGUUUUGAACAGUGACAAGUUCCAAGAAAUAGAACUAUAAUGGGUUUUAGAGGGUUUGUCCUGUGUCUAGUUGGGGUGCUGGUGGCCACUAUGUGGGCUCAAAAUGCAGCCCAACCAGGCUCAGGUUGCACCAGUGCACUCACUGGGUUAAGCCCAUGUCUGAACUACAUAACGGGAAGUUCCACAACGCCAUCAGCUUCAUGUUGCUCACAGCUCUCUAGUGUAGUUCAAUCUUCGCCACAGUGUCUCUGCUCUGUGCUUAAUGGUGGGGGUGCCACUUUUGGAAUUACCAUAAAUCAAACGCUUGCUCUGUCUCUCCCUGCCGCUUGUAAAGUGCAAACUCCCCCUGCUAGUCAAUGCAAAGCCGGCAAUGGAGCAACACCUCCAUCGUCAGCACCAGUUGGUUCACCAUCUGAUUCUUCAGCUGAAUCACCCGAUGGCUCAAUUACACCUUCUGCUUCAGAUUUUCCCUCAGGAGGUGGAGGAUCUAAAACUGUCCCAUCAACAAACGGUGGUUCAUCCGGUGGAGGUACUAAUAGAGUCCCUUCACACUUGGUGCUCUAUCUUCUUGCAAUUGUGUCUUGUGUCUCCACCUUCACGAUGUUCUGAUUUCGAGUCAACACAGA
This is a messenger RNA of Abrus precatorius (Indian licorice), 631 nucleotides long. Its product is annotated as non-specific lipid-transfer protein-like protein At2g13820. The record is from RefSeq and is a predicted model, not a curated record. Bases 45 to 614 code for a protein of 189 amino acids. Gene Ontology annotation, molecular function: lipid binding. The transcript has 3 exons. Gene Ontology annotation, biological process: lipid transport. NCBI's taxonomy places the organism in Eukaryota, Viridiplantae, Streptophyta, Magnoliopsida, Fabales, Fabaceae.